Messenger RNA from Glycine soja, 474 nucleotides. RefSeq lists its product as uncharacterized. The record is from RefSeq and is a predicted model, not a curated record. Bases 1 to 474 code for a protein of 157 amino acids. Gene Ontology annotation, molecular function: zinc ion binding. The transcript is spliced from 4 exons. NCBI's taxonomy places the organism in Eukaryota, Viridiplantae, Streptophyta, Magnoliopsida, Fabales, Fabaceae.
AUGGCUACAAGAUUAGGCCCAUUGGUACCUAUGCAACAAUCAAGGCUGGAAAAGGAGAAACUUGAAUCCAACAAGUGGACUGCAAAUUGGGUUGGUGAUCCUGAUGGAACUAGAUUUGAGGUCUGCCAUCAUGAAACAAGAAUUGAUGUUGAUCUACAAAACCAGUCAUGCACAUGUAGGAUGUGGCAACUUACAGGUCUGCCUUGUAGGCAUGCGAUUGUUGCCAUCAGAUACAAUAACCACAGACUAGAGGACUACAAUGAUGUACAUGAUUACUUUCUGUUGGAUUUGAUGCAGGAAACAAUCUUCAUACCUCCACCAAUGCCAACUGCAUUUAGACCACCUCCACUUAGGCUUUUAGCACCAAUUCGAAUUAUAAUGUCAGAUGGAGUAUCUCAUAACAAGAACCAACCGAAUUACAUGAGCUUCAUACCUACACCAGGAAUGCCCAGCCACCAAGAUUCGAAUAACUAA